CACUAAAAUUUGUAGAAACCACUCGGAAAAUUAAAAAAGCAAACAGCACCAUGGAAUUACCUUAUAAAUAAUUUGGGUUUAUUGCGCCCGCGAAAACUUUGAACACAGCCUGUGUUCAUUUUUAGCUUCAUCCUCCUCCAAUUCUGCGGCCAUAACUAGUUAUGUCAAAAAAAAGGGGACUUUCUUUGGAGGAGAAACGAGAACAAAUGCUUAAGAUUUUCUACGAGUCUCAAGAUUUUUUCCUGCUAAAGGAGCUUGAAAAGUUGGGGCCACGCAAAGGAGUCAUCAGCCAGACAGUAAAGGAUGUUGUCCAAAGCCUAGUGGAUGAUGAUCUGGUCUCUAGGGACAAGAUUGGCAUAUCUGUGUUUUUCUGGAGCCUUCCAAGCUGUGCUGGCAAUCUGCUGAGACAAGCACGUUCUAAACUGGAAGCUGAUUUGGAAAGUGCUAAGAAAAGACGGGCUGAAUUGGAUUUGCAAAGAGAAUCUUUACAGAAGGGCAGGGAAGAUUCUGUUGAGAGAGAGGUUGCUUUGAAUGACCUCAAAAAGAUUGAAAAAGAGUACAGAAAACUUAAGGAAGAAUUGGAAUGCUAUGCGGAUAAUGAUCCAACUACUGUUGAAGCAAUGAGAAAUGCAAUUGAAGUUGCGCAUGAGGCAGCAAACAGAUGGACAGACAAUAUUUUUGCCUUGCAACAUUGGUGUUCUACCAAUUUUCCUGAAGCUAAAGAACAACUAGAACAUUUGUACAGGGAGGUGGGGAUUACCGAGUCCUUUGAUUAUUUGGAGUGAUAUUCAUGAAUUUCUUAAUAAAUAUGUUAGGAAUGUCUUGCAAAGACAAUUAUGUACUAUUAUCACAGUGUGUUAUCUUGGCACAGGUGAUAUUUAGUGGGAAUUUUUUGUUUUCCCAAAGAAACAAUUCAACACUUGCCAAACUGUUGUUUGGAUUUAAUUCUUUGAUCAUUUUCUUGGUAUUUUUCCAAGAAUGGACCCUUCACUACAUUGUUAAGUGUUUCAGGCAAUCCCAAAGAGUGGAAUACAUAUCUGUUAAUUCAUAUAAGACAGAAAUUACACCAUUUCUGUUAAGGAAGAAGUGAUAUUAAUAGAGAGGCGAAAUUAUACAAACAUAGUUUGGCAA
This is a messenger RNA of Cryptomeria japonica (Japanese cedar), 1131 nucleotides long. RefSeq names its product meiotic nuclear division protein 1 homolog. The transcript has 10 exons. The record is from RefSeq and is a predicted model, not a curated record. The coding region runs from base 162 to 785 and encodes 207 amino acids. Gene Ontology annotation, cellular component: nucleus. Lineage: Eukaryota; Viridiplantae; Streptophyta; Pinopsida; Cupressales; Cupressaceae. Gene Ontology annotation, molecular function: double-stranded DNA binding. Gene Ontology annotation, biological process: reciprocal meiotic recombination.